AUGGACCAAUUUGAAGGAGAAAACAGCAAUCUAGAAGAGCUUGUUCUUCCAUCUGGGUGCAGGUUCAACCCAACCAAUUCGGAGCUGGUGGUUUAUUAUCUGAAGAGGAAGAUAAUGGGAGAGCCACUUCCAGUUCAUGUCAUCCCUACAGUUGAUGUUUACGCUUGCAACCCAGAACGACUUCCUUUCAGUCUGUUUAAGCAUGGAAAACCACAUGAAUGGUUCUUCUUUUCUAACCGAAGAAAAGGAAAAAUAUUAACAGAAGGUGGCUACUUUGAUCUCUCUUCUUCUGCUCGUGAAGCAGUCUAUGAGAGAAGUACUGGACCUACUGGCUCCAGAAAAACUAGUGAGCUUGUUGGUUUUUUGCGCAGACUAGAUUUCUACAAUGGAAGGCCACCUGCAGGAACAAAAUCUAAAUGGACAAUAGAAGAAUUUAGAGUUAAUCCGAGUACAGUUAAAGUGAAAAAUGAUGAUCGCUCUACUAAAAGAAAGGUUUCAAAUCUAGUCGUCUGCAAAGUUAUUAACAAGGAGCCUCCACCAAAACCUGAAGGGUGGAUUGAGAUACCAAUAACAAUUUGUGAAUCAGGGCAAGAUAAAGAAUCUGGAGUAGAUAAAGAAUAA
This is a messenger RNA of Ricinus communis (castor bean), 621 nucleotides long. RefSeq names its product NAC transcription factor 29. Bases 1 to 621 code for a protein of 206 amino acids. NCBI's taxonomy places the organism in Eukaryota, Viridiplantae, Streptophyta, Magnoliopsida, Malpighiales, Euphorbiaceae. The record is from RefSeq and is a predicted model, not a curated record. Gene Ontology annotation, molecular function: DNA binding. Gene Ontology annotation, biological process: regulation of DNA-templated transcription. The transcript is spliced from 3 exons.